This is a messenger RNA of Oryzias melastigma (Indian medaka), 2090 nucleotides long. Its product is annotated as F-BAR and double SH3 domains protein 2. Gene Ontology annotation, cellular component: neuromuscular junction; recycling endosome. Bases 518 to 2053 code for a protein of 511 amino acids. NCBI's taxonomy places the organism in Eukaryota, Metazoa, Chordata, Actinopteri, Beloniformes, Adrianichthyidae. The record is from RefSeq and is a predicted model, not a curated record. The transcript has 19 exons. Gene Ontology annotation, molecular function: protein binding. Gene Ontology annotation, biological process: regulation of actin filament polymerization; neuromuscular synaptic transmission.
AGAGCAGCUCAGCAAACUGCAGACCAAACAUCAUCAGGACACAGAGCUGCUGGAGGAGAUCAGGUCCUUCAGUAAACAAAGAGCAGCCAUCGAGAAGGAGUACGGUCAGGCUCUCCAGAGAUUAGCAAUCCAGCAUCAGAAGAGAGAUUGGCAAAGAGGAACGGCGGACGCCGUCACAUCUGGGAGUGUGUUUUGUGUGUGGCGCUCCGUGGUCGAUGCAACAGCUCAAAUCGCUGCAACACGACUGUCUGCUGCCGAAGAUUACCGCAAACUGACCGGCCACGCCUCCAGGAGUCUCCACAACGCCAAGGACGUUCGAGUCAAGAGGGGCCUGGAACGGCUGCAGCGGGUGCAGGGUGAGGUGGUGGAUGCACUACGGGAACUGCACAGGGUCAAAAAGAGCUACCAUCACCUCAUUCACAUCGCUUGUGUGGCCAGAGAGAAAGCUGCUGACGCACAGAUCAAAGCCAGGAAGAGUGAGCAUGGGAUCUUCCACUUCAAAACAGGAAUACAUAAGAUGACUGCUAAACUGAAUGCCAGACUUAAAGAGUGUGACGACCGUUUGACUGAAGUCCGUAAUGAGUAUCUACUGACCGUGGCUGCUGUCAACGCCCAGCAACAGCACUACCACACGCAUGACUUACCACUGAUCAUGAAGCAGAUGGACGGGGAUAUCUAUGAUGAUCUAAGGCAACACUUUACCUUGUUGUGUGGGACAGAAAUGGACGCCUGUUUGACCACACAUCAGCAGUUCAGUAGUAUAUGGGACAGUCUAACUAAGGUGACCAGAGAGAGAAAUGUUCAAGAGUUUCUAGAAGAAUCCAUUUCCUUCAGCAAAACACCAGAUUUGACCUUCCAGCCUGCUCCACGAGACAAGGUUUCUUCUCUGCAGGAGAGCAGCACAGCAGGACAGGAGGGCUGUCUGGUCAGAGAAGCCAAGAAAUGGGCCAGCAAGGCUGCAAAGGACCACAAGAUAGUUGCUCACGGAGAAAGAGUUCUGCAGAUGUUGGAGAGUCGACUGCAGCUCCUGUCAGGAGAGACCGGGCUCAGUGUGGAGCAGAAGAUCGCAGAAGUUCAGGAGAGUGUCAGAAAAGCAAAGCUCAGCAGAGUGAAGGCUGAGGCCCGUCUGGCUCUGCUGUCAGAGAGCGUCGGGGGAACCGAGCGCUGGUUUCACGACGCCAUGAUGCAGGCCGAGGAGGAGCUGGAGCGGGAGCGGCGCCUCAGCGAGCAGAGGAGGUCCACAGAUGAUUUCCCAGAGGAGGAGUUUGAGCUCACCGACUUUGAGGACUAUAACGAUGAAAAUGGAGACAUCUUUGUGGAGACGGUUUCCUCCUCUGGAGUUUAUGUCGUCCCUGCAGCCUGCAGAGUUCUCUACAGCUAUCAGGCUGGCCAAUCAGACGAGCUGUCAAUUAACGAAGGGGAGGAGCUUCAGGUGAUUGAGGAUGGAGAUUUAGAGGAUUGGCUGAAGGUGUGUAACUCGUGCGGUCAGGUGGGUUACGUCCCCGAGCGUCACGUGCAGUUCUUGUGUUCACCAGCAGAGGGGGCUCCUCAUCUGAGCUGUUCGCUCGGCUCCACAGAGAGCAGAGGUGUAGCCAGAGCUCUGUACUCCUACCAGGGUCAGAGUGCAGAGGAGCUGUCCUUCCAGGAGGGGGCGCUGAUUCGUUUAACUCGUCGCCAUGGGGCGGUGGAUGAUGGUUUUUGGGAGGGAGAACUGGACGGCCGGAUUGGCGUCUUCCCAUCUCUGGUUGUAGAGCUUCUCUGUGAUGAAGAGGAGGAAGAGCAGGGAAAAGAGGAAGAAGAGGUAGAAGAAGAAGAAGAAGAAACUCACCAAAGUCAGACUAAAUCCUGCAUCUCCUCCUCUCCUGGUGGCGUUUCACCUGCUGGUGUUGAUGAAACGGAGGCGUCUGUUCCUGUGGAGAUCUCAGACCUCAAAGUAAACUCUUCAGAAGCUGCAGUCGGGGAUCAAACUGCUGCACAGAUCCCCAGCGGUCGAAUAAAACCAUGCAGAGCCCCUCCUCCUCCUCCAGCAGAGAGACCUUCAGCUCACCAUUAAGACUGCAGAGAAGUCCAUGUUUGCUUUAAGUUCUUGU